AGCCCCGCCUCCUUCAAGGAGUGGUGGAACUGUUGUUACAAAACCUGCACAUUACAAUGUUAAAUAACUUCUCUUGCUUAGCGUAAGGAUGUAAUUUGACGAGGGGGACAGUGAGAAUUAUGUUGUACGUUCGUAUUGUGAUUUAAAAAAAGAAGAGAAGAAGUCCGCGAAGAAGAAAAACAUGGCAAAGCGGCGUGUUUGUCCGGAGGCAGAUGUCACUACAAAGAAGCUGAAGCAGGUGAUGGAGGCGAAGAAGAGAGAAGUCAAGAUAAAGGAUGCAGAUGAUGACAACACAGAAGUGUCCGAGACCCUCAGAAGGAAAGUCCAGCCCAAGCCACGUUCCUCCAAAGCUGCUGGGAAGGUUCCCUCAAAGACGCCCACCAGCAAACACUUCCAUUCUUCACCAGUAAAGAUUGACAAAAAGAUGAGCCUAGCAGCGUCCUCUGCUGCAAACAAAGACCAGAAAGUAGACGAAGAGGAGGAGGAUGAGAGUGAGGAAGAGGAGGAUGAUUGGGAGGAAGUAGAAGAAUUAGCUGAGCCGCUGGGUCCACCAGAGUCAACAGAACCAGUCCUGCCUACUGAGCCAGUACAGAUAGAAAUCGAGACCCCAGAGGUUCAGAAAAAGCAAAAGAAAAAGGCUGAAUUUGAGAUGUACCUGAGGCGGAUGAUGAACCGUUACAAGAAGGACCUGCUGAUAGACACGCACAAGGUGCACCUCAUGUGUCUGUUAGCCAACGCGAUGUUCCGCAACCGCCUCUGCAGUGAACCCGACUUGCUGGCCAUUACCCUGUCGCUGCUGCCUACCCGCAUUAGUGCUGUCGCCAAAGAACGCAUCGACCAAAACUACCUAUCUGGGCUUCUCAAAUGGUUUCGAGCUAAUUUCACACUCAACCCCAGUCUGUCCUACGAGGAGCAUCCGAACCCUCGCUCUCUACUGGAGAGACGUCUGGCCAGUCUAUCAGCAAAGAACCACCAGGAGAUGACACAUCUCUUCAUGUUGGUCCUCAGGUCUCUGCAGCUCUUUUGUCGCUUGGUUUUUUCCCUGCAGCCCAUUCCUCUCAAAGCUCCAUCAGCCAAGACAAAGGGGGCUGCAGCAACUUCCGAAUGCCCAGCAAAAACACUGCAAAGCCAGGAAACAUCUAAGGAGAAAAUCUCUCCGGGCAUGAAGAGAGGAGGAGGAGGGAAGGGUGCCGGAAGCAGAGGAGGGAAAAAGGCAAAAAGGGAAGAAUUAAAGGAGGAAGAAGAUGAGGAGGAUGAGAAGAAGAUUAAGGUGUCAGGAGGAGGACAGAGGCCAAAGAACUCCAAGCGACGCAGCAUCGCCUCAAAGGUCAGCUACAAAGAAGAGAGCAACAGUGAGGAUGAAGAGGAGCUCAGUGAUGAGGAGUUUAAAGCAUCGAGCGAAGAGGACAGUGACGAUUCAGAGAGUGGAAAGAAAGCUAAACAGAGGAGCAACACUAUCCAGAAAAGACGGAGUGGUGGAAAGAAAGAGGAAGUGAAAGAUGAGGAAGAAAAAGAAAGCGAAGGAGUGACCAAAACAAAGCAAGGAAGAGCAAAGAAGAACAUCGGUCCUGGAGCUGAUGAGUGGAUGGAGGUGUUCCUGGACAAAACCUCCUCCUGGGUCUGCGUACAUGUGGAGCACGGAGUGGGGGCACCUCACCUCUGCUCCCAGAAUGCAACACAGCCAAUCACCUAUGUGGUGUCCGUGGAUGGAGACGGCUUUGUUAAGGACCUGGGGCGCAAGUACGACCCCACGUGGAUGACGACGACCAGGAAGAGGCGGGUGGAGGAGGAGUGGUGGGAGGAGACGCUGCAGCCGUUCCUGAGGCCUGAGGAUGAGCGGGACAAAAAGGAAGAAACGGAGAUGCAGAGACAGCUGCUCAACAAGCCCCUCCCCAUCGCCAUCACCGAGUACAAGAAUCACCCGCUGUACGCCUUAAAGAGACACCUGCUCAAAUAUGAAGCCAUCUAUCCUCACACUUCCGCCGUACUUGGGUACUGUAGAGGAGAGCCUGUCUACUCCAGAGAUUGUGUGCAUACGCUACACUCCAGAGACACGUGGCUGAAAGAAGCACGGACUGUAAGAAUAGGAGAAGUGCCCUACAAGAUGGUGAAGGGCUUUUCUAAUCGUUCCCGCAAAGCUCGUAUGAUGUCUGAGCAGAAGGAUGAAAAUGACUUGGCUCUGUUUGGAGAAUGGCAGACUGAAGAUUAUCAACCACCCAUAGCUGUGGAUGGAAAGGUUCCCCGCAACGACUAUGGUAACGUCUACCUAUUUAAACCCUGCAUGUUGCCGGUGGGCUGUGUCCACCUCAGACUGGCAAACCUGAACCGUGUUGCCAAGAAGUUGGACCUGGAUGCUGCCCCUGCCGUCACCGGCUUCGACUUCCAUGGGGGAUAUUCACACGCAGUGACUGACGGCUACAUAGUGUGUGAAGAGCACGAGGAGAUCCUGAGGGCCGCCUGGGUGGAAGAGCAAGAGCUUCAGAAACAGAAAGAGAAGGAGAAACGAGAAAAGAGGGUUGUCUCCAACUGGACUCUGCUCGUGAAGGGCCUGCUGAUUCGAGAGCGCCUUAAACAGCGUUACGGCAAGAAGGGCCUCUCUUCCAAUAAAGCUGCCGGAGACAAAUGUGACGGCCUUUCAUCGGAUGAGGACAUUGUUGCUGAGGAAAAUCCCAGCAGCAAAACGGCGUCAGAGACCUUGGCUAUGUCCUGGCCCCAAAACAGACAAGCAGAACAGGAGACAGGAGGGGGUGUUAAAAUAUUGAAGACAAAGCGGGACAUGAGAGGGAAAGAGAAACAUUUGUUCCCUUUUGAGAAAGCAUGACACUGCAGAAAUCAUUUGCACUUAAUUCACUGGUAUCACAAAGCACUGACCACCAUGCGUAUGCAUAAAUCCACGGACAGGUUUAAUGGCAUCAAAAGAGCCAUAUGUGCUCUAUUAUAAACAGUAUGACAAUAAACACAUUUCAAACACAGGCCACAUAAAACGGGUACACACAUUUUUGUACAGGAAAUGUUAAGUCAUUGCUUGAAUUUGUAAUCCUUACAACAAAACUAUUUUUUGUACGUGAAUAAAAGAAAAAUCAUGUUGGGUGUUCAUAGAUGCAUGGAACUAUUUUUUUAUGUUUAAAUGUUUUAAUUGUUUACAUACAAUAAUAAAAAAAACAACCUUUCAGUACCUCAGAAGAGCUACCUAAAAAAUACUGCAAUGUUUUGGUCAUCACUGUAAAAAUUAAUAAAGUAUUCAGUUAAUGAA
Messenger RNA from Doryrhamphus excisus (bluestripe pipefish), 3253 nucleotides. RefSeq names its product xeroderma pigmentosum, complementation group C (gene xpc). Gene Ontology annotation, biological process: nucleotide-excision repair; mismatch repair. Gene Ontology annotation, cellular component: nucleus; nucleotide-excision repair factor 2 complex; XPC complex. The record is from RefSeq and is a predicted model, not a curated record. NCBI's taxonomy places the organism in Eukaryota, Metazoa, Chordata, Actinopteri, Syngnathiformes, Syngnathidae. Gene Ontology annotation, molecular function: damaged DNA binding; single-stranded DNA binding.